AUGCGGUCCUCUCUCCUUCUUCUUCCCUCUCUGGUGGGUUCCAUCUGGGCCUCGCCCGCUCCAUCACCUCUUGAUGAUGCCUCCAUCUUGGCCGACCUUGGCCGCCGAGCCGCUGCUGCUGGCCAACCCACCUACACCGUCACCCAGUGCGUGGUUCAGGUCAAGGGAGACCCAGGAUUCGUCGGCCUCAAGCCAUGGCAGGUGGACGGGACCCUGUGGCUCGCCCAGGGGGUCCCGGGCCCGGCCGGCAACAAGAAUGACGGCAACUUCAUCGACGUCCUCCUCCGCGCCGGGGGCAUGUACAUAGAUGGCCCCGUGUCACCUACUGCCUUUAUAUAUAGCGGCUUGGUCGGGGCCGUCCAGUUCGUCACCAACGGGUACCUGACCCAGCUUCCCAGCAACAAUCCGCGUCCCAGCGUCGACUACGUGCGCGUCCUAGGCGACAUGACCAGAUUCGAGGCGGACCUCGACUUCUCCAACGUUCCCUGGGGGCAGCAGCCGCAGAGGUUCUCCUUGUCCAAGGCGCUGCAGUCCGGUGGCUAUGGCCCGACGGUUUCUUAUCCUGCCACUUCGGGGUGGCUUGGACUCACGUUCACACCCACGGGCAAGGACACAAAGACCCUUAACGGUGCCAUCACGCUUAUCAGCGAUACUCCAGGUCAAUACGGUCAAUACAUUGCCCUUGUUACUGGAGCGUGUUAUGGAAAUGUAACUCUUCCACUCAAGCUUGCUUAG
Molecule: messenger RNA, 735 nt
Organism: Fusarium falciforme
Lineage: Eukaryota; Fungi; Ascomycota; Sordariomycetes; Hypocreales; Nectriaceae
Exons: 1
Coding region: 1-735 (244 amino acids)
Source: RefSeq, a predicted model, not a curated record